Rhopilema esculentum is the source of this 732-nucleotide messenger RNA. RefSeq names its product inosine triphosphate pyrophosphatase-like. Gene Ontology annotation, molecular function: nucleoside triphosphate diphosphatase activity. NCBI's taxonomy places the organism in Eukaryota, Metazoa, Cnidaria, Scyphozoa, Rhizostomeae, Rhizostomatidae. Gene Ontology annotation, biological process: nucleoside triphosphate catabolic process. The record is from RefSeq and is a predicted model, not a curated record. Gene Ontology annotation, cellular component: cytoplasm.
UUUUUGACCUCGAUCUCGAUUUUAAUUCGCGGUAUUAUCAAACAUGGCUACUUCACGAAAGUCACUUGUCUUUGUCACUGGAAAUGAAAACAAAUUAAAAGAGGUUGUGGCCAUAUUAGGAGAUACAUUUCCAUGGAAAAUUAUUGCAAAGAAAAUCGACUUACCUGAAUUUCAAGGAGAACCAGAUGAUAUCAGCAUAGAGAAAUGUAAGAUUGCAGCAAAAGAGAUAAAAGGACCAGUGAUAGUAGAGGAUACUUGCCUUUGUUUCAAUGCAUUAGGAGGUCUGCCUGGUCCAUACAUAAAAUGGUUUCUAGAGAAAUUAAAACCAGAAGGCCUUUAUAGAAUGUUAUCUGGGUGGGAAGACAAAUCAGCUUAUGCUUGUACUUUUGCAUACUCUAAUGGGGAUUCAAAUGAUGACGUUCUUUUAUUCAGGGGAAAACAAUGGGAACGAUCGUCGAACCUCGUGGUCCAAGGAAUUUUGGAUGGGACCCUUGUUUUCAACCAGAUGGUUUUGACAAAACGUAUGCAGAACUGGAUAAAGAAAUUAAAAAUUCAAUUUCACACAGAGGAAAAUCACUAGCAGCUCUAAAGGAAUAUUUCUUAGAACUGAACAAUAAGCCAGUUGAGAAAAAGGCGAAACACGAAGAAAACAAUAGUAUUUGAAUCACAAUCUUGUAUGUUUUGUGCGGCAAGUCAUAUAAUUGAAGAAGAAUUUUUAAACUUUUAGAUGAU